GCGCCUCCCGAGAUUCCAAGCGUCGCGGAGACGCGCGGGUCCGCGGCUUGAGACGCUAUCGUCGCCACCAUGCCGAUGAAGGGCCGCUUCCCUAUCCGCCGUACGCUGCAGUACCUGGGCCGCGGGGAUGUGGUAUUCAAGGAGUCGGUGAAGGUCAUGACCGUGAACUACAACACGCAGGGGGAGCUGGGCGAAGGCGCCAGAACUGCAAGUGUUGGGGACACACCAAUCCUGUCUGUUUUUCCUCACUUUUCUGGAGGCAGGUCCCUCUUACAAUCUGUGACCAGUCCUGGACUUUCUCCAUGGAAAAGGAAAUUUGUGUUUUUCAACAUCCCUCAGAUCCAGUAUAAGAACCCUUGGGUGCAGAUCAUGCUGUUUAAGAACAUGACGCCAUCGCCCUUCCUGCGGUUCUAUCUAGAUUCUGGGGAGCAAGUGCUGGUAGACGUGGAGACCAAGAGUAAUAAAGAGAUCAUGGAGCACAUAAAGAAAAUUUUGGGCAAGAAAGAGGAGACCCUCAGGGAGGAGGAACUGGAGAAGCAGCGUCAAUCUCAUCCAGCCAACUUUGGCCCCCGGAAGUACUGCUUGCGGGAGUGCAUGUGUGAAGUGGAAGGUCAGGUGCCCUGCCCUGGCCUGGUGCCCUUACCCAAGGAGAUGACAGGGAAGUACAAAGCUGCUCUGAAAGCCAGCACUUAGGUCUGAGCAAGGUCAUUUGGGAUGGACUGAUGGAACUCUCUGAAAUGGAAAAGCCUGUUUGCACACCCAUUUAAAGGACAUGGGGAGAAGGCCAGAGUUGUCAGCUGCUGAACAGAUGUCAAUAAAAGAUUUAGUCUUCCUGUA
Messenger RNA from Peromyscus leucopus (white-footed mouse), 837 nucleotides. RefSeq names its product mitochondrial ribosomal protein S25 (gene Mrps25). Gene Ontology annotation, cellular component: mitochondrion. The coding region runs from base 70 to 693 and encodes 207 amino acids. The transcript is spliced from 5 exons. Gene Ontology annotation, molecular function: structural constituent of ribosome. NCBI's taxonomy places the organism in Eukaryota, Metazoa, Chordata, Mammalia, Rodentia, Cricetidae. The record is from RefSeq and is a predicted model, not a curated record.